CCCCCGGAGUUACACAAUGAUUGCCAUCCUGGUACUAACGAUCGCAGGCCUCCCAUUGGGGAUUGCCCUCAGUGUUUCACAGCCGUACUAUGUGGUUGGGAGUAAUGGACAAGUAUCUAUGCACUGCAUUUUCAAGACCAAAAUACAACCACAAGAAAUGCAGGUGUCCCUGUAUAAAGGUCUCUAUGGGAAAGAGAGGAUCUGCAGUACUUCUGUCAACAUCUCAUCCUCCCAGUUAGAGACAAACGAGAGGGUGCAUUGCAGAGCUAAUGUAAGCAAUGGCAGAGUGGACCUGACCAUCUUUGGCUUGAAGGGGGAGGACACAGACAUCUAUCGAUGCCGAGUGGACAUCAUCUUCCCACCUCCAUACCUCCGGCAGUUUGGGAAUGGGACUCUGGUGUAUAUUCCAGAGAGCCCAGACUGCCCCACUUCUAAAACUGAGGCUAGAAUUCAGGAGAAACCAGAGAUCACCCCCGUCCAAACCCCCACAUCGAACCUUUUCCUGCUCUGUGCAAUUCUCAUAAUCACCACCCUCAUCCUCAUUCUACAGGUAAUAAUCAUGAUCCUGUCGCCGUCAAAGUCCAGUCAUGUGCCUCAGAUAGUUCCACAGAAGAAUGAAUACAGCAACUUCUGGUGAUACAUACAGUGUUCACCUGUGAUCUCAAUCCGCAUUAGUACCGAAAUACUACUAUUUUGAAAGAUAGCAAAAAAAAAAGAA
Molecule: messenger RNA, 718 nt
Organism: Astyanax mexicanus (Mexican tetra)
Lineage: Eukaryota; Metazoa; Chordata; Actinopteri; Characiformes; Acestrorhamphidae
Gene: cd28
Product: CD28 molecule
Exons: 4
Coding region: 17-637 (206 amino acids)
Biological process (GO): T cell receptor signaling pathway; regulation of T cell proliferation
Cellular component (GO): external side of plasma membrane
Source: RefSeq, a predicted model, not a curated record